This is a messenger RNA of Salmo salar (Atlantic salmon), 1132 nucleotides long. RefSeq lists its product as uncharacterized. NCBI's taxonomy places the organism in Eukaryota, Metazoa, Chordata, Actinopteri, Salmoniformes, Salmonidae. The record is from RefSeq and is a predicted model, not a curated record. Gene Ontology annotation, cellular component: myosin II complex. Gene Ontology annotation, molecular function: calcium ion binding.
GAGAUAAAUCGAGUGCGCAUUCACGGGCACAGAUCAAAAUUAUCAUAGCACAGACUGAACACUGCGCUCAUUGACUGGAAAUCUACAUUUUAUUUACUUAAUUUAUUAUCCCCAAAUUAUAUUAAUCCUAUUAUAACAUUGUGAUAUAAUAACUGCAUAUCUGUUAUUGCAGCCCCUGUAAUAAACGGUUCGAUUUUCUGUCUAUGAGCUCAUCCCUGCCUAGAUGAUAGGAGGAGAGAGAGGAGGGACGUAAACAUAUUAGACAGAGCACUCUUCAGUAAAUCUACUGUUCUCUUGUAGUCUGUCUUCGCGAGUGAUCAUCUGAAAUGGCAACCAGUGUAAAGAGGCCGUCCCUGGGUCCGGUCCCUCCCCCCAGGAAGAAGUCCAACCCCAAGACGGAGCUCACUGAGGAGCUGAAACAGGAGAUCAGAGAGGCCUUUGAACUGUUCGACACCGACGCCUCUGGAUACAUCGAUGUCAAGGAGCUAAAGGUUGCUAUGAGGGCGCUGGGGUUUGAGCCGAAGAAAGAGGAGAUUAAGAGGAUGAUAACGGAGGUGGAUAAGGACGAAACAGGAAAGAUCUCCUUCUCUGAUUUCCUCACCGUCAUGACUCAGAAGAUGGCUGAGAAGGAUUCUAAGGAGGAGAUCCUGAAAGCAUUCCGUCUGUUUGAUGACGAUGAGACAGGGAAGAUCUCCUUCAGAAACCUGAAGAGGGUCGCUAAGGAACUGGGAGAGAGCCUGACUGACGAGGAACUGCAGGAGAUGAUCGAGGAGGCAGACAGAGAUGGAGACGGAGAGGUGAACCAGGGAGAGUUCCUCCGCAUCAUGAAGAAGACCAGCCUGUACUGAGACUGGACCAGGGUGUUGUGGGGUUGGGGACAUACAGAGGAGACUGGGGGUUGGUUUUACAUGUUAUGUACUAGUCAAGUCAUUAGUCAGUUAUCCAGGCCUGUCCUAGUUUAAUUAGACCACUUCCUUUCCUCGUCUCCUUCCUUAUCUCCUUGCUGUCAUGACCUUUCAUCAGUUAGAUUCUUUAUAGCUCUUUUCUGUCUCUCAGUUAGAAUGCCCUCCAACACCCCCCUCCUCUACCCCUAGUCACCCCCUCCUCUACCCCUAGUCACCCCUCCCCUCUA